Molecule: messenger RNA, 2111 nt
Organism: Xenia sp. Carnegie-2017
Lineage: Eukaryota; Metazoa; Cnidaria; Anthozoa; Malacalcyonacea; Xeniidae
Product: tyrosine-protein kinase ZAP-70-like
Exons: 2
Coding region: 180-1880 (566 amino acids)
Biological process (GO): protein phosphorylation; cell surface receptor protein tyrosine kinase signaling pathway; cell differentiation
Cellular component (GO): extrinsic component of cytoplasmic side of plasma membrane; cytoplasm
Molecular function (GO): ATP binding; signaling receptor binding; non-membrane spanning protein tyrosine kinase activity
Source: RefSeq, a predicted model, not a curated record
ACCAAAUAGCACAGCAAGAAGAAGGAAGUGCACUAUUUGUAAUGUUUCUAUUUGUGAAUUUUUUCUAUCGCUCAAUGACGAAUAGAAACAAAUUUCUACGCGCUGAAACAACAAAAAUUUAACUUCUGCGUUUCUAGUUUUGGGGGAAUGAUUUGAUUCCUGUGUGGGUCGAAACAGCAAUGGAUGACCCAGUACGACAGCCGUAUUUUUAUGGCAGAAUUUCGAGACUUGAUGCUGAGCGCUAUUUACGCGAAUGUGGUAUGGAAGAUGGCAUGUUUCUACUACGUAAACGACCGACCGAAGCACAAAGCUUUGCCCUUUCCUUAUGUUAUCAAAAUAGUGUGUAUCAUUAUUACAUCCAGCAUCAUACAAAUGGCAAGUAUGGCAUUGAAGAUGGUCCAAGUUUUUUAAGUCCUGUUGAGCUUAUAGAUUAUCAUAGAGCAAAUCAAGGUGGCCUUCUCACCACUUUAACCAAGCCCUGUAACCGCCCUGAAGGUGUUGAACCGAAGGUCUACACGAAUGUUGAUUACAGUGAAGUCGAAGAGGCCACAAAUGCUGCAAUGAGUAAACUUGGAAUUGGCGAUCGUUCAUCUCUUGGUAAAAACCACAUUCCUCUUGAAGUUAUGUUGGGAAUGCUAUUGCAUGCUAAGCAGUCAUGGUUUCACGGUGUAAUCUCUCGUCAAGAAGCUGAAACUCGUCUGAAGAAAUGUGGUGGCACUGAUGGACUAUUUCUGGUGAGGGAACGAGAGAGGACCUUAGGAACAUUUGCUAUUGGUUUAUGCUUUCAGCAUGUUGUAUAUCAUUAUCUCUUGAAUGCCGACAGUCACGGCAAGCUUUCCAUCCCGUCUGGUCCACAGUUUCUAAAUCUGAUGGAAUGUGUUGAAUACUAUCUUAAUCGAUCAGAUGGUCUGGUGUGCAAGCUUGGCAAGGCCUGCCCAGUUGGAGAGUUUGAGAAGAAUGGAGCUUUACCAUCGUUACCUAGUGGUCCGAGACCAGAAGCUAUUUAUGACACUGUAGCAAUGAAAAAGUCUUCAGUCUACCACAACGCAUUCAAGGACAUUCAAGAGCUAGAUUUUAGCCGUUUAACACUUGAGAACACACUUGGACAGGGUCAUUUUGGCAGUGUGUUGAAGGGCGUGUACAAACUUUCAAAUGGCAAAAAAAUAGAGGUCGCUGUCAAGCAACUCAAGACGACCGCUGCGGCACAACAGACAGAGAUUGAGCACGAGGCGCGGAUUAUGCUAAAAUUGGAUCAUCCACACAUCGUGCGCAUGAUUGGCAUAUGUAAGGAAGCAACCAUGAUGUUGGUGAUGGAGCUAGCGGGUAAUGGUCCACUCCAUAAAUUUCUUCGCAAAAAUAAGCAGCAGGUCACCGUCCGUCAGAUACUCGUCUUGAUGCUUCAAGUCUCCGAGGGAAUGGAGUACCUAGAUAGCAAGCAUUUCGUUCAUCGCGACUUGGCAGCACGCAACGUACUCGUUGUCGACGUGAAUUUUGUCAAGAUCAGUGAUUUCGGUAUGUCGCGCGCGAUGGGGGUUGGGAACAACUACUAUCGUGCGGAAGCUGCAGGAAAAUGGCCGCUCAAAUGGUAUGCGCCCGAGUGCAUAUACUACUAUAAAUUCAGUACAAAAAGUGAUGUUUGGGCGUACGGUAUAACCGUAUGGGAAGCUCUGAUGCACGGAAGUAAACCUUAUGAAGGUUACAAUGGUCAGCAGGUUAUUCAAUUCUUAGAAAUGGGAGAGAGACUGCAUCGCCCUGAGAAAUGCCCACAAAGUGUGUACAGUCUCAUGCGUGGCUGCUGGGAAUGGGAUCCGGAAAAGCGACCUGAUUUCUCGUUGGUUAAAGAAACUCUCUCCAACAUCAUAUUUUAUUACAUGAAAUGAAUAGAAGCAAAUUAAUAAUAGAAAUUGAAGUACGCAUUUUUAACACAUUGUGAACAAAUCAUAGUAGAAACAAGACAUCGGCCUGCGACAAGACUCAUCGCGGAAAUUAUAAUGUAACGUGUUGUAUCUAAGCGUUUCAUAUAACGUACGCGUUAAAAAAUUAUCGCAGAAGUGUUUCCUUAAAAAUUUUUAGUUAGUAAUCUUUUAUUAAAUGAAAAUAGUUCAGCAUCA